Messenger RNA from Triplophysa dalaica, 2619 nucleotides. It is a transcript of the gene p2ry12, whose product is annotated as purinergic receptor P2Y12. The record is from RefSeq and is a predicted model, not a curated record. Gene Ontology annotation, biological process: G protein-coupled receptor signaling pathway. The coding region runs from base 113 to 1288 and encodes 391 amino acids. Lineage: Eukaryota; Metazoa; Chordata; Actinopteri; Cypriniformes; Nemacheilidae. Gene Ontology annotation, molecular function: G protein-coupled purinergic nucleotide receptor activity; GTP binding. The transcript has 3 exons. Gene Ontology annotation, cellular component: membrane.
GGAACAUUUCCUUUUAGAAAAGUCACAAGAGUGAACUAGCCCAUCAGAAGGUAUAUUCUGAAAAACUAAAUACAUUCUAUCCGGGAGUCGUAGUAUAUGAACUGGGUUAUCCAUGGAGUUGACAACAGCACUGGCCGAGGUCACGGACACUAAUUCCAACCUGAGCGGUCGAAAUCACACAUCGGAUCCCUGUUCCCGUGAAAGUGCUCUAAAGACGACAGUGUUUCCCAUUCUCUACUCCAUUCUCUUCAUCCUGGGCCUGUCGCUGAAUGGCCUGGCAGCAUGGGUUUUCCUCAGAAUCCCCAGCAAAUCUCACUUCAUCAUCUACUUGAAGAACAUCGUUGUGGCCGAUAUCAUAAUGACGCUCACCUUCCCCUUUAAGAUCUUCGCCGACUCAAACAUUGCAUCGGUCGGAAUGCGUGUCUUUGUCUGUCGCGUGUCAUCCGUGCUCUUCUACCUCACCAUGUACAUCAGCAUUUUGUUCUUUGGCCUAAUCAGUGUGGAUCGCUGCAGAAAGACCAUGUGGCCUUUUGUUGGCACCAACGCUAGACGCCUGCUGCACAGAAAGCUCCUCGCAGGCGCCAUAUGGACGACCCUCGUGACUAUUUGCCUGCCAAACGUCAUUCUGACUAGUCUUCCAAACAAGUCGGCUCGCUUCAAGUGCAGUGAUCUGAAGACACAGAUGGGACUGCGGUGGCAUGAGGUGGUCAACCAUAUUUGCCAGGUGAUCUUCUGGGGAAACCUUGUGACCGUGAUAAUAUGUUACGCGCUCAUCUCGAAAGAGCUCUACAAGUCUUAUGCCCGAACACGAGCUGGACACGCGACACAGACUGGACAGCAUAAGAAAGUCAGCAUACAGGCAAAUGUCUUCCUUGUGUUGGCGGUCUUCUUCGUUUGCUUUGUACCCUUUCAUUUUGCCCGAGUACCGUACACCAUCAGCCAGACACAAGGAACGCUCUUUAACUGCGUGCAGAAGUUGUUGUUCUUUCAGUUGAAGGAGAGCACGCUGUGGCUUUCCUCCCUCAAUUCUGUGCUGGAUCCACUCAUCUACUUCUUCCUCUGCAAGUCAUUCAGGAGCUCUCUGUUGAACAUCGUCUGUCUGUCGCGUGGAUGCUGCAGAGAUCUCGACACAGACACGGCUCGGAUGAUUGACGAUCGGCAGCUCUCACGGGAACCCACUUUGAAGACACGUUUGCACGGUGGACGGAUUAGCAUUUGGGCACGGAGAUCACGCGGAACUGGAAGAAGCAUUCCCAGAACUAGCACUCCCACGCCUGGCAUCCACUAACCACCGGACCUUGCACCGAGCACUCCAUAUUUCACUUCUAAUAAAUUACCCUGCCGGGGUUAAGAAAACUGCUUGUUGUGUGUGUGUCGUCUCUCCACCCGUCACAUCUGGUGUAGAAUCCUGGCAUAUAUUUUUUUUUAUGGAGAGUAACGACACCAUUUUUUGGCAGGUAUUUUUUUCUUCUCAGACCCUCUCUCUCCCUUCCUGCCACUGGCUGGUAUAAAAUGGAAGAGAUCAUCAGACGGCUCGCCGAAAUCACGGUUCGUCAACAACAGAUGACGCAAAGGCAGAACCGGGCAGAUCUAGCCAUGGAUCAGAUGCGGGAGACGAUUGCGGCAAGGGUUUCUCUACCAGACCCACGGGUAACAGCACAUUCCCUGCUGACAAAGCUGACGGACCAGGAUGAGGUGGAAGCUUACCUCCAUACUUUUGAGGUCAUCGCCACCCGGGAGGCCUGGGAGAAGUCGGAGUGGGUGAGGAUUCUUGCCCCUUUUCUAACCGGAGAAGCUCAGCGGGCUUACUACGCCCUCCCCACGACUGCUAACCAGGAUUAUGAUGCCUUAAAAGCCGAGAUCCUGGCCAGGAUGGGGUUGUCAUCUAUCAGCGCAGCCCAGUUGUUUUCAAAAUGGACGUACGAUGAGAACACCCCUGUUCGGAUACAAGCAGCUCAACUCUCACGUCUUGGAGAGCUCUGGCUUCUCACGGACGGACCCACGGUCGCCCAGGUAGCCGAACGGGUGGUGAUGGACCGCCUCUUGAGGGCGCUACCACGCAGAUACCGCACCAGUGUCAGCAUGCGGGGACCCACUACGUUGAGGGAACUGAUUGAGGCGGUGGAGCUGGCAGAGGCAUCGGCAAACCGCGAUGCUGGAGAGAGAGUGGUUCUGGGGCCCCGGCGGGUAAACCCGGCCUGGCGACCAUCGGAGGGCACCUCCCGACCAGGUAACAGACCCGCGGCCCCCUCACUGGUGGAUGAGCCCAUGCCCACGGAGCCGGGAUCUCCAGCACCACGCGCCUGGAUGGCCGGUUGUGCUAUCCAUCAACUGGCCCAACCUGGAGCCCCUCAACGACUGGUCAGAGUAAACGGGCGAGCCGUUACAGCGACUCUGGACUCCGGCAGUGCCAUCACCCUGGCGCGGCCCGACGUUGUGGCACCGUGUACGGGUGGUAAGUUAACAGUUCCAGUUACCUGCAUCCACGGGGACACACGGGAAUUCCCCGCUCGUCGUCGGAUUGCACACCUGAUUGCAUUGCUGCCGGCGGCUAGUUUGUAUCCUCUGACACUUGCUUCACAUCACAUUUGUUCCUGGUCUAAAUAUUAGUGUAUUUUA